CUCUCUCUCUCUCUCUCUUUUUCUCACUCGUUUUCUUUCUCUUUCGUCAAAUAAAAUUCUUUAUUGGCGCUUAUAUCUAACAAGGAUAUUACUGAUCUAAAGAAUCGAAGAGGAUUUCGAGUAAUUUGUCGUGUCGUGAAAAAAAGUAGCAGGGUGGUUGGUACUCACCAUAUACAUAUAUAUAUAUAUAUAUAUAUAUAUAUUUCUCUUAUUCUUCGUAACGUAAAGAAAAGGAAAGAACGAAUAAGAAGGGAAAUCAUCGUCGUUGACUAGAAUCUGGAACGAUAAUAUCAAGAUGCUGUCGGCUUGGAAAGUAUGCUGUGCGGGAGUACCGCAACGUUUGGUAUUUGCCGUGAUGGGCUUUUUUGCGAUCUUCAAUGCCUACGUCAUGAGAGUAUGCCUGUCGAUCGCCUUGACGCAAAUGGUCAUACCUAGUAAUAAAACAACAAAUGCCUCGCUCGACAAUACUUGUCCUGUUUUUCAAGAAGAUCAACCGGUAGAGCAGAAACUAUCUGGCACUUACGAUUGGAGCGUAGGACAACAGAGCAUGAUAUUGUCUUCAUUCUAUUGGGGAUACAUACUCACUCAUCUGCCAGGAGGUCUAUUGGCUGAGAGAUUCGGUGGAAAGUACUCGCUCGGUUUAGGAAUUCUUUCUACCGCAGUGACAACACUUUUAACACCGGUCGCAGUCGAAUGGGGAGGAGCCACUGCACUUACCAUUUUACGUUUCUUGAUGGGUCUCGGCGAGGGUACGACAUUUCCUGCAUUGAACUCGAUGUUAGCGCAAUGGACACCUCCGGAAGAGAGAUCGAAACUUGGCUCGUUGGUAUUCGCUGGUGCUUUACUCGGCACAGUUUUCGGUACUUCCGUUUCCGGUGUGAUUCUUCAAGAUUCACCGAUUGGUUGGGCUGCGGUUUUCUAUGUUUUUGGUGCGGUAGGUGUAUUAUGGUUCAUUAUGUGGAUCAUAUUGUGUUAUAACAAUCCGGACGAGCAUCCGUUCAUCUCCGAACGCGAAUUGAAAUAUUUGCACGACCGAAUGAGCGCUCAUACACAUAAGAAACCACCUUUGGUACCGUGGCGACACAUGUUCACGUCAGUGCCAUUUUGGGCUUUGGUAGCCGCUCAAGUUGGUCACGAUUGGGGCUUCUUCACGAUGGUCACUGAUCUCCCAACGUACAUGAACAACGUAAUGAAGUUCUCGAUCAAGAACAACGGUUAUUUGUCCUCUCUUCCGUAUCUCUGCAUGUGGAUUUCUAGUUUAAUAUCUUCCUGGUUGGCCGACAAGAUGAUCACAAGUGGAUUUAUGUCACGAACGAACGUACGAAAACUCGGGACGACGAUAGCUUCCAUUGGACCUGGUGUUUUCUUAGUUGGGGCAUCCUACGCCGAAUGUGACAGGACCAUUGUCGUCGUUAUGUUUACCAUCGGAAUGACUCUGAUGGGUACUUUCUAUCCUGGCAUGAAGGUAAACGGACUUGAUCUCAGUCCGAAUUACUCCGGCUCGCUGAUGGCUGUGGUAAAUGGAAUAGGUGCUUUAAGUGGUAUCUUUACACCUUACAUCGUAAGAGCACUUACGCCGAACGAAUUGAUGACCGAAUGGAGACUCGUAUUUUGGGUCGUGUUCGCUGUUUUCGUUGUUACCAAUUUAAUUUUCGUAUUUUACGCGAGCGGAGAGGUUCAAUAUUGGAAUGAUCCUGAAUUCGUAAGAAGAGAUAGAGAGGAAAGGCGGCGUAAACACGAUAUUGAGAAACAAGAGAAAGCAGGAAAGAUAUCGUCGUAAUCACAAAGCGAUGAGAAAAUGAUUCUUCGUCGAAAUGAUUUCACUCGUUUAAUUCUUUUUUCUUUCGUCUUUGUUAUUUUUUUUUUCUUUCCUUCUUUUUUUUCUGUUCUUUUUUUCUUUCGUCAUUUUAAUUUUAGCAAAAACAAUUGGAUCUCCUCGUGUCUUCGGUCGUGCGAUCAUACUCUUCUUCAAGUAUUCUCUUUUUCUUUGUCUCUCUUGCUCGACACGACGAACGUCAAUCGAAUCGAUCGAUUUUGGAUUUAAAUUUGAUUAGAUUUGAGUACUUACGAUUAAAACAGGACUGAUCUACAGUUCUUUUAUAUAAUCCAAAUUUCUUUUAUAAAAAUCGACUAUCUGAAGUUUUCUGUCGUAAAGAUUCAGAUUUCGAUAAUUUCUUGAUAUCGCGUAAAGAUCUUACAAAUUUCUAUUUGACAAAAUAAUUUACAUUGAUUUCAAUUGAAAAUAUUCAUUUUGAAGAAGGCAGUGUUCGAAAGAACGAUUUCGCUUGAAAA
Vespula pensylvanica (western yellowjacket) is the source of this 2292-nucleotide messenger RNA. Its product is annotated as putative inorganic phosphate cotransporter. The transcript is spliced from 4 exons. Gene Ontology annotation, molecular function: transmembrane transporter activity. Lineage: Eukaryota; Metazoa; Arthropoda; Insecta; Hymenoptera; Vespidae. The record is from RefSeq and is a predicted model, not a curated record. The coding region runs from base 296 to 1780 and encodes 494 amino acids. Gene Ontology annotation, biological process: transmembrane transport; monoatomic anion transport.